AUGAGAUAUGUCGACGAUGGUUUCGCAUGUGUACACAUCGAUCAUGUUAAUACCAUUCUUAAGAUCUUUAAUGAACAAAAUUCACAUAUCAAGUUCACCCAUGAAGUUGAAACGGAAAAUCAUCUGAACUUCUUAGACGUACAAUUCAUUAGGAUUGGAUCACGUAUUGUCACUAGGUUUCAUGCAAAUUCUCGUGACAAGAGUCGCUUGUGUCUGACUUCACCAUACAAUCAACGCUUCGUCGAGUCGACGUCGCUUUUACUAAAGAAAUACCGCAUCAAUAUCAUUCCAUCGAUAAAUAAUAAGCUCAACGUCAUAAUUGUAUUAGGAAAAGAUAAAACGAAAAAGUUGGACCGUGUCAAUUCUGUAUAUAAAUUUUAUUGCAAGUCAUGUAAUGCAACAUAUGUAGGUGAAACCAAGAGGGCACUGAAGAAACGUAUCAGUGAGCAUAAAAAUAACAAAGAUCCAAAAUUUGUGAUGAGACUGCACUCAUUGGAUCAUGAACAUGAGUUUGAUUUCAAGAACGUCAGCAUUUUGCAUACUGAAAAUAACUGGUACAAGAGGCUCAUCGCAGAAAUGUUUUACAUCAAAAAUAAUGUUUCUGCUAUUAACAAAAGAGAAGAUACACGAGGGAUUAGCAUUCUCUACAGAAAACCUGUGAAGCAACCUCCUAAUUUAUUUUCAUUCUUAAGUCCUUUGAGUUUGGAUGUCUGGAUUUAUAUGGCCACAGCAUACCUUGGAGUAUCUGUUCUUCUGUUUAUUUUGGCAAGAUUCAGUCCAUAUGAAUGGGAGAAUCCACAUGAUUACAACCACCAAUCAAAAAUGACAGAAAACGAAUAUACAUUAUUAAAUUCUUUAUGGUUUACCAUAGGCUCAUUAAUGCAACAAGGAUCCGAUAUUGCUCCAAGAGCAUUGUCCACACGUAUGGUAGCAGGUAUGUGGUGGUUUUUCACUUUGAUAAUGAUAUCAUCGUACACAGCAAAUCUUGCCGCAUUUUUGACAGUAGAACGCAUGGAUUCCCCAAUAGAAAGUGCAGAAGAUUUGGCAAAACAGACGAAGAUAAAAUAUGGUGCUCUUAAGGGUGGUAGCACUGCAGCUUUCUUUCGGGACUCCAAUUUUUCUACGUAUCAACGGAUGUGGCAUUUUAUGGAAACGUCUAAAGCACCAAAUGAAGUUUUUACCAAGAGCAAUGUAGAAGGAGUAACUCGCGUAAUAAAAGAUAAAGGAAAUUAUGCAUUUCUUAUGGAAUCUACAUCUAUAGAAUAUGUGAUUGAGCGGAAUUGUGAAUUGACUCAAAUUGGUGGACUACUUGAUUCGAAAGGAUAUGGUAUAGCGAUGCCCCCUAAUUCACCUUAUAGAACAGCAAUCAGUGGGACAAUUUUAAAAUUGCAAGAGGAAGGUAAAUUACAUAUAUUAAAAACAAAAUGGUGGAAAGAAAAACAUGGGGGAGGAUCAUGUAGAAUGUUGUGUGGGCGUGUAAUGUGCCUCCCUACUAAUACCGACUAA
Messenger RNA from Trichogramma pretiosum, 1506 nucleotides. RefSeq names its product glutamate receptor ionotropic, kainate 2. Gene Ontology annotation, cellular component: postsynaptic membrane; plasma membrane. NCBI's taxonomy places the organism in Eukaryota, Metazoa, Arthropoda, Insecta, Hymenoptera, Trichogrammatidae. The coding region runs from base 1 to 1506 and encodes 501 amino acids. Gene Ontology annotation, biological process: modulation of chemical synaptic transmission; synaptic transmission, glutamatergic; monoatomic ion transport. Gene Ontology annotation, molecular function: transmitter-gated monoatomic ion channel activity involved in regulation of postsynaptic membrane potential; glutamate receptor activity. The record is from RefSeq and is a predicted model, not a curated record. The transcript has 9 exons.